AUGUUUUUGAAGUAUGCUGUGAGGCGUCAGUGUGACCAACACUUGCACAUAUUUAAAACGAGGUGGCAUUCACAGGAUGCGAUCAUGAAGUGGGAAACUUUGCGGCGGCAUGACACGGAAUCAAAGCAGCGAGAGGAAUUGAUCAGCACUCUCCUCAAGGAGCUCAAGGGAGAUCUCACGCGCAUGGCGGCCUCCAAGACUGGUUCGCGCGUCCUGCAAGCUUGUGUGAAGCAUGGCAACCCUAACCAGAGAGCCCAGAUCCUGGAAGAGCUCCAGCCCUCUUUUCUAGAGCUGUCAAAGAGCCCCUAUGCCCAUCACUUGGUGUGUAAGCUGAUUGACACAGCGCCAAAAUCAGCAACCGAAGGCUUUCUCAAGGCCUUCAAGGGCCAGGUGGUCAAACUGUUGCGCCACCCAUGCGGCUCGAGGGUCAUCAACGAGCUGUACCUACGCGCUUCAGGCAAGCAGCGCACAGUCCUGGCAGCUGAGUUCUAUGGCAGGGAGAUGAUCCUUUUCAGCCAGGAUGCUGCUCCCAAAAAUCUUGCGGAGACCCUGAGCAGCAUGGAUGACACGGCCAAGUACAAAGUGAUGCAGCAGAUGAGCAUCAACCUUAUUCCAAUCAUGGAGAAGGGGCUGCUUGACCCCGUCAUAGUGCACGGGCUUGUGGCAGAGUACAUGGAAGCGGCCCCAGCCAGUGCUGUGGCAGAUGCUGUGGAGAUGCUGGCUGGGCCCAAUCUGCUGCACAUGGUGCACUCGCACCACGGCGCCACUGCUGCAUGCCAAGUGCUAGCCAUGGCCACCGCCAAGCAGCGCAAAAAGGUCGUCAAGGCCAUGAAAGGUAGGCAUGUGAAGGUCAUGGCAUGUGAUGAAUGGGCGCACAUUGUUGUCAUGGCUGCGCUGGAGCACACGGAUGACACAGCCCUCCUCCGCAAGACUUUGGUCCCUGAAUUGCUGGGGGAUUUGGAAGAGCUUUGCCAGCACAAGGUUGCGUGCCAGAUAUUUCUGCACCUCCUUGCCCCCAGCAGUCGUGCAUAUGUGCCACCACAUGUUUCUGCCCUCCUCGCUCCUCACCACGCUGCCGUGACCGCCAGCAAGCCUGCUUCGGAAGCCACAGCAGCGACUACCGAUGAACCCAGCGAGGAAAGCCCAUCAGGGGUGCCUGGGUUCAGCAAGAAGGAUGCAGGGUUGAGGCGGCAGGAGCUUCUUGGCAGCGGCAAGGGAUCCCUGGCCACAGAGUUGACGACAGUAUGCGCAGCCAAUGCGACAAAGCUGCUGCUCAAUCCGAAAGGAUCUGACUUGCUGGUGGAGGCCGCAUGUGGGGCCGAAGGAGGUUUACAGUCAUAG
Molecule: messenger RNA, 1341 nt
Organism: Coccomyxa subellipsoidea C-169
Lineage: Eukaryota; Viridiplantae; Chlorophyta; Trebouxiophyceae; Coccomyxaceae
Product: ARM repeat-containing protein
Exons: 8
Coding region: 1-1341 (446 amino acids)
Biological process (GO): regulation of translation
Cellular component (GO): nucleolus
Molecular function (GO): mRNA binding
Source: RefSeq, a predicted model, not a curated record